AUGGAAGUCGCACAAGGCAAUUUGUUGCUCAUGGAAGCCACGUAUUUGGAGCUAGUCAGCAACAUUCGAGCCCUCGUCCAAUCGAAUCAAGACUUGGAAGAAGCCUUGACAGCAGAACCAAACGAUUUGGACUUUCAGCAAGCUGUCAAAGAAAACACGUACAUUGUUCUCAAGAAGCGAGAACAGCUAGUAAACCUCGUGACGGAUAUGCGACGAAUGGGAGGCAACAUUGACAUUCCACCAGAUAUUCAGCAAAUGAAUUUGGAUCUCAAGGGAACAGCGGGUGACGUUACACAAGAACCAGUGGUUGCCAACAACUUGGUCCGCGUGGAAGAAGAAGGCACUGGGGGCGAAGAGGAGGGAGUAUACUUGUAA
Molecule: messenger RNA, 375 nt
Organism: Cylindrotheca closterium
Lineage: Eukaryota; Bacillariophyta; Bacillariophyceae; Bacillariales; Bacillariaceae
Source: the annotation of a GenBank genome assembly